This is a messenger RNA of Camellia sinensis, 1377 nucleotides long. Lineage: Eukaryota; Viridiplantae; Streptophyta; Magnoliopsida; Ericales; Theaceae. The record is from RefSeq and is a predicted model, not a curated record.
AUGUCAACCACACAACGAAGUGAAAGCAUGCAUGCAUUCUUUGAUGGGUACAUUAACUCAAAAACCAUUUUGAAACAAUUUGUGGAGCAAUAUGAGAAUGCUUUGGCGAAGAAGGUGGAAAAUGAAAAUGGUGAAGAAUUUAAUUCUCUCAACUCAUACAUCCCAUGCAUAACUCAGUAUCCAUUUGAGAAGCAAUUUCAAAAAGCUUACACUAUUGCAAAAUUUAAGGAGUUCCAACAGGAGGUUGUAGGACAGCUUCAUUGCAAUUUAUCUUUGUAUACACAAGGUCCUGAUUUUUCUGUAUAUGAAGUGAGUGAAGAUGUUCCAUUUGGAGAGAACCUUCGAUUAGCAACUUUCAUUGUCUAUUUUGAUAAGGAAAACUUUGACACAAAUUGUAGUUGUCGACUGUUCGAGUUUAGGGGAAUAGUGUGCAGGCAUCAAAUUGUGGUAUUAAUGAAAGAAAAGGUUCAUGAGAUACCAGACAAGUACAUUUUAAGAAGAUGGAACAAAAAUGUGAAAAGGUGCCAUAGUAAAGUGAUCAUCAAUUAUAACAACUCUUCAAUGUUGCCUGAAACACGUCGGUAUAAUAAAAUGUUCAAUGUCUUCAAUGAUAUGGCUGAUUUGGCAACUGAUUGUGAAAAUAGGUGUGAUAUGGUGGUCGAACAGUUACUUGAACUAAAAGGGAAAUUGAAAGAAGAAGUUGAAAUUGAUUAUGGAAAUAAUAAGUCUAGUUUUGUGAGUAAUCAUCAUAAUUCAACCACUCAUGGAGAUGGUGUUUCGAAGUCAAAGGAGAGUAGAAUCAUACUUGAUCCAGUCGGUUUACGUCAAAAGGGGAGGCCACCAUGUAAAAGGAAACAAUCCAUGGUUGAAAAAGUUGUUAACAAGAAGAAGAAAGGAGCAAAUACCAAGAAAAAGACCAUCAACAUCCGAGGAAGUGUAGAGCAAUCCGAGUUUGGUGCAUCUUCAAAUAUAGGACUUGUUGAUCUUGGUACACAAGAGAGUAUUCAAGUGAAUGAAUCUGAAAUAUUAGGUCCAAGUUUAGAGCAACAAAACAUAUUUCAAGAAAACUUGUCAUACCAAAUGGAAGUUCUUAUUAAUUCAGUUAAACUUUUAGUUCAUUUGGUUGAACUCUUUGGUUCUUUGGAGCCCCCAUGGGGGGUUUUGUUCAUACGCCUUCGGGUCUUUAGUGUGACCAUUGGUUACUUGAUCAUUGUUCUCUUUGCUAGUGGAAUCCUUCUCUUUGUGAUUGUCCGUGGAUGUUGGCUUAGGCCAAACCACAUUGGAGAGAAGAUUGGUGAAGAGAAAUCUUCUAGCAAUUUUGCUUUGGAAGAGAAAUUUGAAGAUGAUGAUUGUAAAUCUCAUGUUUUUGGGAGUUAA